This is a messenger RNA of Stegastes partitus (bicolor damselfish), 693 nucleotides long. RefSeq names its product UBX domain protein 10 (gene ubxn10). The record is from RefSeq and is a predicted model, not a curated record. Gene Ontology annotation, molecular function: protein binding. The transcript has a single exon. Lineage: Eukaryota; Metazoa; Chordata; Actinopteri; Pomacentridae. The coding region runs from base 4 to 693 and encodes 229 amino acids.
UCGAUGCAUCUAACAAGACCAAAGUCCUCCAAAGGGCGAAGCAGACCCGCUGUGAACAGCUCCGUGUACGCAGGUGAAGCAGACGACAUCCAGGGGCUGCCGAAGUCUCCCGGCAGCAGCAGGCCGGACAGGAACCUCCGCUCCCGGUCUCAGCCUGCGAUGUGGCCGACCAGCCAGCUGAGCCAGGACCAGGUCCUUCACAUGCUGCAACACGCUCCUGCUGCUCCGCCACAGUCCCUCAACAAGUACAAGGUCCUGCCAUCCAUAGAGAGGAGGCGCUCAGAGCUGAGUCCCGAGACAAGCCUGGAUAAAAACAUGUCCAGGCUCAGUCUGUCUGACGUGACCCAGACCUGCAGGUCCGAAGGGGACCUCCGAGUGCGGCCAAAGCAGCCCGACGCAGCUCCACAAGCCAUCAAAGAGACCGGCGGCUGCGGCAGUUUGCUGCUUGCUGUAAGAGCGCCGUGUGGCAGCAGGUUUCAGCAGCACUUUGAGCCCACGGACACUCUGCACACGGUGAGGAGCAGUGCAGAGGUCAGGUACGGAGGCAGGUACGGGGAGGUUUUCAUAGAGACCAUGGAUGUGCCACGCAGGACCUUCACUGACCUGGAUAUGACUCUGGCACAGUGCGGCAUCCUGAACAGGUCGCUGCUGUGCAUCUCUCACAAUAACGACAGCAUGAGUGAGCAGGAGUGA